Messenger RNA from Theileria annulata, 417 nucleotides. RefSeq lists its product as uncharacterized. The record is from RefSeq and is a predicted model, not a curated record. Lineage: Eukaryota; Apicomplexa; Aconoidasida; Piroplasmida; Theileriidae. The transcript has 4 exons. The coding region runs from base 1 to 417 and encodes 138 amino acids.
AUGAACACUAGUGUGGAUAAAAAAAUAUUUGAACAAAGCUCACCAUUAAUUAAAAGCAUUCUGGAGUGGAAGGGAUGUGAAAUUGAUGAAAUAUCACAAUUCAUUCCCAAGAAAAAACAACCCAUAUUAACAGAAAGAGUAAGGCAAAGACUGUAUGGAAUCCCUGGAAAAAACAUUUUUAAUUACGAACGUGAUAAACCAAGACCAAGAAGAAUAUACGAACCACAAUUUGAUGUAGGAAUGAUUCCCAAGGAAGAGCCGAAAAUUUUUACGAGAUGUAUAAACAGAAUGAAUAGCGCCUUAAGGGAAUCUUUAAAUGAAUCUUUGUUGCCUAAGGAGGGCUCAGAAAUAAAGACUGUUGGUAAAACCAUCUUGAACAAAGCUCAUAUAUCGCAUCUCAAAGUAUGUCCUAAUUAA